Messenger RNA from Syngnathus acus (greater pipefish), 1475 nucleotides. RefSeq lists its product as uncharacterized. Gene Ontology annotation, biological process: synaptonemal complex assembly. Lineage: Eukaryota; Metazoa; Chordata; Actinopteri; Syngnathiformes; Syngnathidae. Bases 690 to 1319 code for a protein of 209 amino acids. The record is from RefSeq and is a predicted model, not a curated record. The transcript has 9 exons. Gene Ontology annotation, cellular component: synaptonemal complex.
UUCAGUACUUCUCAGCCGGUUAAUGUGCAACAAUGAAGAUACAAAUAGACCAUACAUAAGAGCAAAUUGUGAAAACAACACAACAGAUAAACAGUGAAGUGUGAAAGUGAUGUCUCGCUGUACAAGUCUGGUUAACAGAUUUGGGAGAGGGGUGUGGGCACAGACAAGCAAAUAUUCACAAAUGGAGGGUUUUAAUGCAACUAAAUAGAUUUUGGUGAGGGGCGUGAGCACAUAGCCAAGCAAAUAUUCACAAAUGAAGAGGUUUUAAUGCAACUAAAUAGAUUUUGGUGAGGGGUGUGAGCACAUAGAUGAGCAAAUAUUCACAAAGAGGGUUUUAAUGCAACUACAUAUAUUUGGGUGUGGGCACAUAGACAAGCAAAUAUACACAAAGACGUUUUAAUGCAACUAAAAACCAAAAUCCACACAAGAAGGCCUGAGAUCUAAAAGCAGAAUCGCUCAACAGUGAGACAGACUGCCGGGCACGUGCACACAACAAAUUGGACGUCUAAGGAGCUCGUUAAACGAGCCGUUUUCCAGCCGAAACUCUACAAUUCUUGAGCGUAAAACUGAGCAACUCGGCAAGUGGGUUGACGACUUUGCUAGGGGUUAAAAAAAAUACCGAUGUGCUAGUUGCUUUGAGCGUUGCUAAAGCUGAAGCUACGAGCAUCACAUACUUCACAGGGUUCAACAUGGAAGAUAUUAGAGCCAAAGCAGGUAGAGGACUAAAGGAGCCCAACAUUCAAGUGCUGGAGAACAAAUUCGUGAGCCUGCAACAAGCCAAAAAAGAUCUGGAAACUGAUAUUAUGAAGAGGAAAUCACUCAUUGUUUGUCUACACAAGCAUUUCGCUGCACGGCAAACAGAGGCCUACCAACUGGAGAGGACCGAGCAGGAAAAAGAAGAACUGUUGCAGAAGUUGCAGCUCCAGUGCGAAGAAUCCAAGCAUGAGAAUGUCAGGCUUGCUGAGCGGAACAAGAAAAGCGAGGACCUCAUCUCUCGGCACCGUUCUGAUAUCUGGGAGUUAAAGCUCAAGCAGCGCAAGAUGAAGUUGAAGUUUGAGAAUGAGCUCCACUCAAUGAUGCAACAGCACAAGCAGCUCUACGCCGACAUUGUAAGUCGACACCUUUUGCCGCCACCGCCGCGUCACAAACAGUUGCCGACUUGCAUCUGGUCAUCUCAUCCAGAAAGACGCUCAGCCAAAAGAGUGAAGCGGAGCACUGACUCAAGAACGCGAGACGUCAGCUCAUCCGAUGACGUCCACCUCAAGGACUGCCUUGGUACUUUCAUGGAAAAAGCAGGCCACUUUGCUCCUCUUUCCUAACGUUGACCCAAGGUAACGUUCCAAAUGUUCCUCUGUUGGAUUUUCCUACUGUGAUGUGUGUUUACAUAACAUGUCAAAAGGGUGUUCAAUUCUUGCAAAGCCAUUGAUAGCGUUUCUAUAUUGUUGAAGAGCUUUAAUAAAAGUAUUUGCAGCAUA